This is a messenger RNA of Pelobates fuscus (common spadefoot toad), 5565 nucleotides long. It is a transcript of the gene CACNA1S, whose product is annotated as calcium voltage-gated channel subunit alpha1 S. The transcript has 42 exons. Bases 277 to 5391 code for a protein of 1704 amino acids. Gene Ontology annotation, molecular function: high voltage-gated calcium channel activity. Gene Ontology annotation, biological process: calcium ion import across plasma membrane. The record is from RefSeq and is a predicted model, not a curated record. Lineage: Eukaryota; Metazoa; Chordata; Amphibia; Anura; Pelobatidae. Gene Ontology annotation, cellular component: membrane; voltage-gated calcium channel complex.
CAAACUCUUCACUGACUUCAGUCCACACCCGCAGGGCAGGAGUCCUAGGGCAACAAGACCGCAAUGAUAUCCCAGUAUAUCCACAUCUAAUUCUACCAUUUACAUUUUCAACAAAAUUUUUCCUUCAAUGUUGUGAAGUUCCCAGGAAGGGAUAGAAAAACGUAUGUCUGCUGUUGAAGAAAAAGCCCUAGGAUAUAAAGUUCAAAAGGAUAUAUAAUUAUACUGCAAGAUAUUUACGUGGAACAGUAAUAUACUUCACCUACUUGAUAAGGUAUAAUGGAUCUAAGUGGAACAGCAAUGGAAGAGGGAGCACAGAAAAAAAAGAAGAAGGCUCUUGUGGUACCUUCUCCACGUCCCCCUCGUGCCCUGUUUUGCCUUGGACUUCAAAAUCGAUUCAGGAAAAGCUGCAUAAACAUUGUGGAGUGGAAACCAUUUGAGAUCAUUAUUCUUCUCACCAUAUUUGCCAACUGUGUGGCACUUGCUAUCUACCUGCCAAUGCCUGAAGAUGACACCAACUCAUCCAAUGCUGUUCUGGAAAAAAUUGAAUAUAUCUUCCUGUUCAUCUUCACCAUUGAAGCAUUUCUAAAGAUUGUAGCGUAUGGCUUUAUUUUGCAUACAGAUGCAUAUCUGCGGAAUGCCUGGAAUAUCCUGGACUUCACGAUUGUGUCUGUGGGACUUUUUGCAAUAAGCCUGGAACAAAUUAAUAAACUUCAGGGAGUAACUGCUCCUGGAGGAUCAGGAUUCAAUGUCAAAGCGUUGAGAGCCUUCCGUGUACUGAGACCUCUUCGUCUCGUUUCAGGAGUUCCCAGUCUCCAAGUGGUUCUAAACUCAAUCAUUAAGGCAAUGGUUCCCCUGCUCCACAUUGCUCUCCUUGUCCUCUUUAUGAUUAUUAUAUAUGCCAUUGUUGGUCUAGAACUUUUCUCUGGGAAGAUGCAUAAGACAUGUUAUUUCAAAGGAACAGAUAUCUACUCAACAGUGGAGUAUGAAAAACCAGCUCCAUGCAGUAUAACAGGACAAGGUCGUCAAUGCAUAACGAAUGGCACUGAAUGCAGAGGCUGGUGGGAAGGACCCAAUAAUGGCAUCACUCACUUUGACAACUUUGGAUUUGCCAUGCUGACUGUGUAUCAGUGUAUUACCAUGGAAAGUUGGACAGAAGUGUUGUACUGGGUAAAUGAUGCAAUUGGUAAUGAAUGGCCUUGGAUUUAUUUUGUCAGCCUCAUUCUUUUAGGCUCAUUUUUCAUUCUUAAUCUGGUCCUGGGUGUCUUAAGUGGAGAAUUCACCAAAGAACGUGAGAAAGCAAAAUCUCGUGGUGCUUUUCAGAAGCUGAGGGAACAGCAGGCAAUGGAUGAGGAUCUCCGGGGAUAUUUGGACUGGAUCACUCAUGCAGAGGUUAUGGAUCCCGAUAUGGAACCAGGAGAAGGAUUCUCACAUUUAGAAGAAGGUUGUUCGGAGACAGACAGUCUAUAUGAAAUGGAGGGAAUAAACAAGUGUAUUAGUUUCUUUCGUCAGUGGCGUCAUUGGCAUCGCCUAUUGCGCAGAAAGAGCCGGGAACUUGUAAAAUCAAGACUUUUCUAUUGGUUUGUAAUCAUCAUUAUCCUUCUUAACACAGUUACAGUUGCAACAGAACAUCAUAAUCAGCCUCAAUGGUUGACAAGGGCCCAAGACACAGCAAAUCAAGUGCUACUGGCAAUGUUCACUAUAGAGAUGAUUCUGAAGAUGUAUGCUUUAGGAUUCCAGGCAUAUUUCAUGUCCCUUUUUAACCGGUUUGACUGUUUUGUUGUCUGUACUGGUCUCCUUGAGAUCCUGCUAGUAUUUAGUAACAUCAUGUCUCCACUUGGGAUAUCUGUUCUCCGGUGCAUACGGCUACUGCGUAUCUUCAAAAUUACACGUUACUGGACAUCUCUAAAUAACCUUGUGGCUUCUCUCUUGAAUUCUGUCCGCUCCAUCGCUUCUCUGCUCUUGCUGCUUUUCCUUUUCAUGAUCAUCUUUGCUCUCCUUGGGAUGCAAAUGUUUGGUGGCAAGUUUGAUUUUGAGGAUGCAUACAUUCGUAGAAGCACAUUUGAUAAUUUCCCCCAGGCACUAAUUACAGUCUUUCAGAUACUGACUGGUGAAGAUUGGAACGCUGUCAUGUAUGAUGGGAUCAUGGCAUAUGGGGGCCCAUCAUUUCCUGGAAUGUCUGUUUGCAUCUACUUCAUCGUCUUAUUUGUUUGCGGAAACUACAUCCUUCUUAAUGUUUUCCUUGCCAUUGCCGUUGAUAACCUGGCUGAAGCUGAGAGCCUUACAGAAGCACAAAGAGCAAAAACCGAAGAAAGGAAACGCAAGAAAUUGGCAAGAGCAAAUCCGGACAAAUCAGAGGAAGAAAAGUUACUUUUGGCAAAAAAACUGGAACAAAAAGCUAAAGGAGAAGGAAUUCCAACAACUGCCAAGCUAAAGAUAGAUGAGUUUGAGUCUAAUGUGAAUGAGAUUAAGGACCCUUAUCCAUCUGCAGACUUCCCAGGUGAUGAUGAAGAGGAGGAGCCUGAAAUUCCACUUAGUCCUCGACCUCGGCCUCUGGCAGAGCUCCAGUUAAAAGAGAAAGCUGUGCCUAUGCCUGAUGCCAGUUCUUUUUUUAUCUUUAGCCCUACAAACAAGAUCAGAGUGCUUUGCCACCGCAUCGUUAACGCCACUACAUUUACAAAUUUCAUUCUACUCUUCAUCCUACUGAGUAGUAUUUCAUUAGCUGCUGAGGAUCCUCUACGACAAGACUCCCCUCGCAACCAGAUUCUUUACUAUUUUGACAUUGGCUUCACGGUUAUAUUUACUACAGAAAUCGUUUUAAAGAUGACCACUUAUGGUGCUUUUCUACACAAAGGAUCAUUCUGCAGAAACUACUUUAACAUUCUUGAUCUCUUGGUUGUUGGAGUUUCUCUUAUCUCAUUUGGUAUCCAGUCCAGUGCAAUCUCGGUUGUCAAGAUUUUGAGGGUUCUCAGGGUGCUACGUCCUCUCAGAGCCAUAAACAGGGCAAAAGGACUUAAGCACGUGGUUCAGUGUGUUUUUGUCGCCAUAAAAACCAUUGGAAACAUUGUCCUUGUAACCACACUCCUUCAAUUCAUGUUUUCUUGUAUUGGUGUGCAGCUAUUCAAGGGCAAGUUCUACAGCUGCACUGACACCACAAAGAUGACAGAAGAGGAAUGCAAAGGUUAUUUUAUAGUGGCAAAAGAUGGAGACCCAACCCAACUCCAACUCAGAGAAAGAGCGUGGAUGCAUAAUGAAUUCCAUUUUGAUAAUGUUCUUUCUGGAAUGAUGUCACUUUUUACAAUUUCUACCUUUGAGGGCUGGCCUGACUUGCUUUAUAGAGCAAUAGACUCACAUUCAGAAGACAUGGGGCCAAUCUACAAUUACCGAAUUGAGAUUGCUGUCUUCUUCAUCGUUUACAUCAUCCUUAUUGCCUUCUUCAUGAUGAACAUCUUUGUUGGGUUUGUCAUCGUAACUUUCCAGGAGCAGGGUGAGCAGGAGUAUAAAAACUGUGAAUUAGACAAAAAUCAGAGGCAGUGUGUUCAGUAUGCUCUUAAGGCUCGUCCCCUCCGACGGUAUAUUCCAAAAAAUCCGUAUCAGUAUAAGGUCUGGUACCUAGUUACCUCUUCAUACUUUGAGUACCUGAUGUUUUUUCUCAUCAUGCUGAACACCAUCAGUCUUGGCAUGCAGCACUAUGGCCAAACUCCUGAGUUCAGCCACUUGUCAGACAUCCUCAACGUAGCAUUUACUGGCAUCUUCACAGUGGAAAUGUUUCUUAAGUUAGCAGCAUUUAAAGCCAAGGGCUACUUUGGGGACCCAUGGAAUGUGUUUGAUUUCCUUAUCGUCAUCGGCAGUAUAAUUGAUGUCAUCCUAAGUGAAAUAGAUACACCAGGUAUUCCAGCUACACCAGGUGCAGAGGAUUCUUCACGGAUUUCUAUCACAUUUUUCCGUCUGUUCCGUGUUUUGCGCUUGGUGAAGUUACUUAGCCGCGGAGAAGGAGUUAGGACGCUGCUCUGGACUUUCAUCAAAUCUUUCCAGGCACUUCCAUAUGUAGCACUCCUCAUCGUUAUGUUAUUCUUUAUUUACGCGGUUAUUGGAAUGCAGGUGUUCGGUAAAAUUGCACUGGUUGAUGGAACAGACAUUAAUCGGAAUAAUAAUUUUCAGACGUUCCCUCAGGCUGUGCUUGUGCUGUUCAGGUGUGCAACCGGUGAAGACUGGCAACGUAUACUUCUGGCAUGUUCCUAUGGAAAGCUAUGUGACCCAGAGUCAGAUUUUCUCCCUGGUGAAGAGUACACAUGCGGGGCCAGCUUUGCAUAUUUCUAUUUCAUCAGCUUUUACAUGUUGUGCGCUUUCCUGAUCAUUAACCUCUUUGUAGCUGUGAUCAUGGAUAACUUUGACUACUUAACGCGUGACUGGUCCAUUUUGGGACCACAUCAUUUGGAUGAAUUUAAGAGGAUUUGGGCAGAGUAUGACCCUGAGGCAAAGGGACGGAUCAAGCAUUUAGACGUUGUUACUCUUUUGCGGAGAAUUCAGCCCCCUCUGGGCUUUGGAAAAUUCUGCCCACAUAGAGUGGCAUGUAAGAGAUUGGUGAGUAUGAACAUGCCUCUGAACAGUGAUGGCACAGUCACAUUCAAUGCUACUUUAUUUUCACUUGUCAGAACGGCUUUAAAGAUCAAGACUGAAGGAAAUUUUGAACAAAGUAAUGAAGAAUUGAGAAUGAUUAUUAAAAAGAUAUGGAAAAGAACCAGCAUGAAGUUGCUGGACCAGGUGAUUCCACCAAUUGGCGAUGAUGAGGUCACAGUCGGGAAAUUUUAUGCCAUCUUCCUGAUUCAAGAGCAUUUCCGUAAGUUCAAAAAGCGUCAGGAAGAAUAUUAUGGAUAUCGACCAAAAAGAAAUAAUGUAGAGAUUCAGGCAGGUCUACGUUCUGUGGAAGAGGAAGGGGAGGCUGAUCUGCACCGUGCUAUCUCUGGCGAUUUAACAGCUGAAGAAGAACUUGAGAGGGCAAUGGUGGAAGCUGCCAUAGAGGAGGGGAUAUAUAGGAGGACAGGAGGCCUUUUUGGCCAAGAAGAAAGCUUUCACACUGAUCCUGUGAGUCCUUUGCAUACCACCAUCACCAGCCAGCGCCCCCUCAGAUUCUCUGAAACAGGAAGUGAGGAUCUAGAGUCCCCCGUCUUUUUGCCAGAACCAGUAUUUUUUCCUCCACCCAGAAGGAAUCGGAACACCAACAACAGUACAUUAUCAGGUCAACAGGGAAAUAGAUUAAUCAAUUCAGUCUCAGACACGAUACAGCAAAGGGAAGACCAAUGGGAUGAAAAUAGUAUACCCAAUGAAGAGAAACUGACACCUCACUCCAUCAGGAUGGUUUCCAGGAAAGAGAACUUGCCUCCUACACCAUAACAUCACAAUCAAGACUCACACACAGCUUCCUUCAUCCAUAUCAUCCUGAGUGUGGAGUGAAUACUUACCUUAUGCUUAACCCUUUCACUAAGGAAUGUAAAAAAAAACAUUUUGCAGUGAAAUGAUUCAGCAUGUAUCAGGACCCUAUUCCCUAAUAAAUUAUGUAUUUCCUGU